Acaulospora colombiana is the source of this 1792-nucleotide messenger RNA. NCBI's taxonomy places the organism in Eukaryota, Fungi, Glomeromycota, Glomeromycetes, Diversisporales, Acaulosporaceae. The record is from the annotation of a GenBank genome assembly.
GUAGGAUUAGGGAUGCGCUUGCCCAAAUUGUUCAUAUGUUGAGAACGCCAACUGCGAUACAUGCUACGAAUGAGGGUGGUGUACCCACAGUGGCACUUAAUGAGAUUCUUUCACCUCCGGUUAUAUCCUCAUCCGAGGACGACGACCAAGAGACGAUACGUCGGAUGUACAAUCGAUUUUCUGAAGUGAUACAGAUGCAUCGUAAGGCUGUCCCCGAAAUUACUUUUCAAACGAUGUCAAUAAAGUCUGCCGAGUGCAUGUGGGAUUUAUACGGAUACACGAUAUCCUGCAUCGAAAUAAAUCAACGAGGUCUUGGUAAUACAAAUAGUGAAGGGAUUACAGGGUUAACGUUGGUUGAUGGUAUCAACGCACAAAUGUUGACACUUCUUAGAGUUUUAUCGGAAACGAUACUCACAUACAUCAGCACAAUGUUGAUCGGUCAACGUGGCGAGUUGGGGCUAAAACAAAUGUCUUCGCACAGAAUACAACAGAUAUUUUAUGGACAUCCAGUGUUUCAACCGGAGCGCCCUGUACAAAGUCUGAUAUCGGGUCCUGUCGCGGAUCCUUCAAGAAAAGUCAAUGGGAUAAUUGGCCCCACCUUCCAGUUCACCAAGAUUAAACCUCUGUUACUCGAAGAUCCCUUUUUGGUGCUCGUCGAGAUUAGUAUGUUCACAGCCUCCGCCGCGGAUUACGAAAUCUAUCACGUGAUGCGUUUACUAUUUACGGCCGAAAUAGUCAAGGCUAUCAUCUCGGUGGUUGAGUCCACAUCAAGCGAAGGACUUAAUUCCUGGAAAACAGAUCGACGAAUCGAAAGGAAUUAUAUCACCAGUUCAUCAUUCUCCGAACCACAAUCAAUACGAGAUUUCGUUAUAUGGUUAUUACGGCAAGUUGGAAAUAACGAAAAUGAUACCUUAAAAUUUUUCGAUGAGGUUGAAGAGUCGACUUUUUUGAAAAUGAUUCGAUCAUUCUGUUUGCCAUAUCUGAGAAAAUGUGUCAUUCUAUUGCAUUCAAGAUAUGGCGUCGUGUUUCCCCUCAAUCUAUUGGACAAUGUUGGUUCAGAGAAAUCUGAAUUUUUGAGGUUAUCCAAGUUGCUUGGGCUCCCAUCAUUGGAGCAAAUCUGUUCAUUAAGUGGUGAUACCACCGCAGGCGACAUGACCAUAUUAGCGAUUAUCGCAGGAUGGUGUCACCAUCUGUACGCCCUUCGACGGGAACCGUUGCCACCAACUAAUUCAUCGGGAGAUCCCAGCGACAUCAGCGUGGAUAAUGGAUUUUGCGUAUCAAGCGGAGUUUCUUCUUAUACCUCGCAUCAAGACAUAAUCAUCAGGAUGAAUCAUCCAGCAAUAUUUGAAUUAGUCGCAUUGCCAAAAAAAUUGGUGGACUUGUUCGAAGAGAGUCUGAAGAAAGCUUGCAAGAAAUGUAAGACUAUACCUCAUGAAUCCGCCUUGUGUCUACUUUGUGGGGAUUUUGUAUGCUACCAAAGUCAUUGUUGUCAGGAGCAAGAUAAGGGGGAAUGUAAUGUACAUGCGAAGAGUUGCGGCGGUAACAUAGGAAUUUAUCUGCUUGUCAAAAAAUGCGCGAUUCUUUUACUUCACCUUGACAACGGAUGUUUCAUGAAUGCGCCAUACCUCGACAUUCACGGUGAAGUUGACUUGGGAUUAAAACGCGGCCGUCCUCAACACAUCAGUCAGAAGCGAUAUGACGAAGUCCGAAAAUUGUGGUUGACGCAUGGUAUACCAAUACAUGUUGCAAGAAAAAUUGAGCAGACAUUUGAUUUUGGAGGUUGGACCACUAU